AUGAGUGAGGAGCGGCGUAUCAGCCACAGAUCGACGAAAGGAAAGGAACCCAGGCGAUAUGGAUUUUCUGGAAGUGAGCGCUCGAGUACUCGUGCCAGUCCUGGGAGCACUGAACUCGUAGAAUUGGAGAGAGCUCGAGUGGCCAGAAAAAGGGCAGAGGCCGAAGUGCGAGUGGCAGAAGAGAUUGCUGCACUGCAGGAACAAGUUCUGCAGAGUAAGUUAGCUGUCCUGCAGAAACGGCAAGCCUUGGAGCAAGCUCGUUCCGAAGAAGAAUCUGCGCACGAGUCGGCGGCAGGAGCUAGCCCGUCGCCUCGUAGAGAAAUUGCUUCGGACGGGGACGUGGUCUUCCAACGAAGUCGUGACGGCGCAAGUGCGACUCUGCGAUCUUGUAUGCCACCACGAGCGGAGUCGGACAGUGCAGUUACCGGUAGUAGGUUUACGACUGAUCCUCCGUUACCACUCGCGCGCACCAGUGUUGAAAAUGUGAAUACACUGGUAGCAGGAACAGCAGCUGCUCAGCUAUCGCAGAAUGUCCCGGACGUCGUUGACGGUGUGUCUGAAGAGUCAGACCACUAUGUGUCAUCCAGUAGCGCCUCAAGUAGUGACACUGCUGGUGACUCUACAACUACUGGAACUACAACUAACGCCGGCAGUAGUGGUGAAAGUGAUAACAGCCACACUGAUACUAGUACUGUUAGUCACUAUGGGCCUGCUUCCAGGCGUGUUGCUACACAUGCUCUGGCCAACGCAGGAGUUGUGUCCAGAGGCGGAGCUGCCUGCACUACCCAGCCAGUACAUAUGCAGCAGCAGCAGCAGCCGCCGUCACAGCAGCAGCAGCAGCCGCCGUCACAGCCGCCACGGCAGCAGCAGCUGCAGCAAGUCCAUGUGCUUGGUAGCGCCGUGCGUCCAAUGCUGCUGGAAGCAAGUGGACAGGCCCAGCCAAGCCCCGCUGCACCGAGAAGACUGAUGACUCCGAAGAAGAAAAAAUCGGAAAAACAACAGAAGAACAAGGACAAAGCCGAGCAAGCAGCUUCACUGUGCAGUGCCAUGACUGAGACACUCUCACUCAACCCUGGAGCAGUGCCGUUCCAACCAGCGAAGCAAACACUGUUGCCUGGACCUCAGCUGGCACUGCCUGGACACCAGAUGGCAUCGCCUGGAUUCAUGCCAUGGAACUCGCCUUAUGCUGUUACCAGUCACCUGAAGGCGUUAGAGCUCCCCAAGUUUGAUGGGAAGGUGAAAAGCUACCUGAAGUGGCGGCAGCGUUUCCUUCGGCUGAUUGACGACAGUUACGCGAUGUCGGAGAACCACAAGCUUGCGCAUCUGAGGGAGGCCCUUGCUGAUGGUUCUGCAGAAGAGCUGAUUGCUGAUGUCUUGGAUGGACCUGGCGCAUAUAAAGUAAUCAUGGCCGAGUUGGAACGCUGGUACGGUGGCCAAGACCGAGAGCUGAACAACCAGGAAAGAGAGCUCAUGGAGUGGCCAGUCUUGACCAAUGAGCGUGACGUCAGCCAGCUGAAAAAGUUCGCCAUUCGGCUCCGCAAUACCCUGCUUAACAUGGAAGCAGUCCAGGUGCAGCCAGGCAGAGAGUUAUACCUGGCGCUAACCCGGAAGAUUCCUCGACGGCUCCUGGCACGCUACUUCGAUCGUUAUGAUGAUUCCAGCUGUGACAUACAGGCAUUCUCGCAAUUCCUAAUAACACACGUCCAGAAGCAGAUGCGUGUUGAGGAACGAAUUGGCCUGGGAGACCGCCCACCAGUAUCACUGCAGCCCAAGGAGCACCAAAACAAGAGUAAUCGGCCGUUGCCCAGCAGGCAAUAUGGAGUCAGGGAGCGCGCGUUUAUCUCCAGUCCUGGGACUCCACGAUCAAGCGACUCGUCACAGCCUGGGCCGAAACGUAACUUGGUCGCUUCUAGCAGCCGCAGCAACUCCAGAAAAGAGCAAGCUGCCUCAGAGCAAAGACAGCAUGCAGACAACAGCCAUGCCUGUGGUAAGUGCGAGGGUGCACACCAUAUUGCAGAUUGUGGCGAAUUCAAGAGUCUGCCCGUGCAAAAGAGAAAUGACACGAUCCGGAACCUACGGCUAUGCGUCAACUGCCUGGGAAAUGGGCACUGGGCACGAGACUGCAUGGCAGCGGUGUGCCGAGAGUGUCAAGGCAAGCAUCAUCAUUUACUGCACCGUGAACGACAAGGCAGUUUUACACCAUCACCACCAACGCGAAAAGAGGCUAGCCACCAUGUGAACAGCGAAUCCCAGCCAGCCAAUGACGACGAGGCCGGCUUGACCUCAUUCAUGACGAUACCGGUGAGGGUCGCUAAUGGAACAGUGACUGCCACAGCCAACGUCCUUCUUGACUCUGGAUCAACAUGCAGCUUUGUCACAGAGAGGCUUGCACACCGACUACGGCUGCGAGGAGAGCGCAAGCCAGUGCAUGUUGGUGUGCUAGGCGGUCAAGUUCUCUCAGGCGAGCGAGAGGUGGUGUCUCUGUCCCUUCAUCAAUAUGACAGCCAGGAGAUAUCAGAAGUUGAGGCAUAUGUGCUGCCAAAGAUCACAAGCGACGUGCACGUUGCUGAUUGGAGCCGUCUGCGUCACCAGUGGCCACAUCUAGCAGACAUUGAUUUCCCUGCUGCAAGCAAUCAACGCGCCAUCGACAUCCUAAUCGGGCUAAAUUCAGCAGCACUGCACAGUGCACAGGAAGAACGGAUUGGCAAGGCAGGUGAGCCCAUUGCAAGGCGCACACCCUUGGGAUGGGUCUGUUUCGGUUCAGCCAUACAAGACAGCUCUGUCCAGCACACCCAUCAUGCCCUGGAACUAACACAGACAGGUCUCGACUCGCUUGUCCGUAACUUCUGGGACUUGGAAGCGGUCGGCAUGCAACCGUCUGCUGAGAGCUACCUGUCACCUGACGAACGCCAUGCUGAGGAAAUGACUCGACAGCAGCUAGGGUACGCAGAUGGUCGAUUCGUUGUCGGUAUUCCCUGGCAGAAUGGAGCGCGUCCUCGGAUCACGAGCAACCGAGUGCAGGCCGAGGAUCGGCUGCGUUCGCUACUGAGGUCUCUAGAGAGAAGACCAACCGUUCAGAUUCGCUAUGCAAAGGUGCUAGAGGAGUACCUACAGAAGGCGUACAUUCAGGAGCUGACAUCUGAUCAAGUCCAGCAAUGUGGCCGUGAGCAAUGGUUUCUGCCCCACUUCGCAGUAGUCCGCGAACACAAGGCUACAACUAAGGUCCGUGUUGUGUUUGAUGCUGCAGCUCGCUUCAACGGCACGUCCAUCAAUGAACACAUGUACGCUGGGCCGCGACUGCAGAAUGACCUCGUCACAGUACUGAUCCGGUUCUGCAUGCACCCCGUGGCACUGAUUGCUGAUGUGUCGGAGAUGUUCCUUCAGGUGUCACUACAGCCUGAAGAUCGCAGAUAUCACCGAUUUCUUUGGAAGACCGGGGACGGAGUCAAGGCCUAUGAGUUCACCAGGUUGGCGUUUGGCAUCCGUGCAUCGCCAUACCUAGCAGGCAGAGCUUUGUUGGAGACGGCCGAGCGUUUCGGAGCGAACUACGACCCAGCAGUCAGUGACACAGUUCGCAAGGCAUUCUACGUCGACGACAUGUUGAAGUCCUUGCCUGACGACCAGAAAGCAAUGCGUCUUCGGUCUCAGCUACAAGACCUCCUGAAGAAAGGCGGCUUCCAUCUCCGGAAGUGGUUGAGCAACAGUGAAGCAGUGAUGGAAUCAAUUCCACCGGAGCACCGCGCGCCGGCCACGUCUAAGUCCAUAACGGCACAAGAGUCGUCUGGACAGCCCUCACAAAAGGCACUGGGCGUAACGUGGAUGGUCAGCGAAGAUUAUUUCACGUUUCACUAUCAGGAACCCACAUCCGCUGCGUGCACGAAGCGCACCGUCCUCAGUCGCAUGGCAUCACUGUUUGACCCCAGAGGGCAACUAGCACCAUUCACCAUCAGGAGCAAGUUGUUGUUCCAGGAACUAUGUCUUGCGGGGCUCGGCUGGGACGACCCACUGCCUGAAGAGACGGCGGUAGCUUGGCAAGAAUGGUUUGCUGAGAUGCCUAAGCUAACACAGCUACGCAUUGAUCGCUGUUUUCAAGAUAGCACAACGUCGAUGGGUCUGAGUGUGCACACGUUCACCGACGCAUCAGAACGGGCCUACGCCGCUGCGUCAUACGUCCGAGCAGAGCGACCAGAUGGUACAGCGAAGGUUACCCUGGUGAUGGCCAAGGCAAGACCAGCACCGAUCAAGCGUCGAUCCAUUCCGAUGCUAGAGCUGCAGGGAGCGGUCCUGGGUGUGCGUCUUGGGACGUACGUUAGCGAAGCUCUUGGUGUGAGAGCAGCCGACAGCCACUACUGGAGCGAUUCCAUGAAUGUCCAAUAUUGGAUUCGAUCACCCAGCCGAAAGUUCAAGCUGGAAGUCGGCAACCGGAUAUCGGAGAUCCAACAGCAGUCUAUGGCACGGAACUGGCGUCAUGUUCCCGGAGUCAGAAAUCCAGCGGAUCUCCCCACCCGUGGGAUGACAGUCACACAGCUGGCAGAGGAGAGCAGGUGGUGGCAUGGACCAACGUUUCUGGCACAGCAACAGAGCGAAUGGCCAGAUCGCAGGAUAGCUGUGCCGAAGGAGCUACCACAAAUGCUCAAGACUCCUGAAAUCACGAUGACGGCAAUGAUGUCACCACCGUUGCGGCUAAGUCCAAACAACUAUUCCUCGUGGAGCCGUCUUGUGCGGGUCACGGCUUGGUGCAUGCGUGCCAUACACAAUCGCCGCAAGAGCCGACUGCCACAGCUAACGCUCAGCGACGCCCGUGUGAAGAUUGCAAUCAAGAACAGCAAGGAGGUUGCCGUGCCCGAGCUCUCACCAGCUGAGUUUGAAAGAGCGGAGCACUAUUGGAUCAUGCGUGCGCAAGAUGAGAGCUAUGGUGAAGUGACCAGCACGCUGAGAAAAGGGAAGGAGUUGCCAAGCAGUGCCCCUCUUCUCAAGUUGCAACCGCGCAUCGACGAACAGAGUGGAUACCCCGUAUUAAGAGUUAGUGGGAGACUGCGUACGGCUUACCACUUGGCAUCUGAGUUUCGAUCGCCAAUUAUUCUACCACCUCGACACCGAGUGACAGAGCUGAUCAUUCGGAGAGAGGAUGAGCGAUGCCGACACAGCAUUGGCACGAAUCACAUCCUGUCCAAUCUCGCCGAUCACUACUGGCUUGUGAAAGGCAAGCAAAUGGUGAAGUCACAUCGGCACCACUGCGUGGGAUGUCAGAAGGUGUGGCGCAAACCAGCCACUCCCAGGAUGGGUCCUCUCCCAGACCUCCGCACGCAAGGACCACUUCUGGCAUUCGCCCGCACCGCUGUGGACUUCGCCGGACCAUUUCUAGUGAAGAGAGGUCGAGGACGUACACAAGAGAAGAGGUAUGUGGCAGUGUUCACGUGUCUGCAAUCUCGAGCGUGUCACUUGGAGCUGGUUACCUCUCUCGACACGACUGGCUUCAAGAUGGCCCUGACGCGAUUCUGCAAGCGUCGCGGCACACCCGAGAUGUUGCUUACUGAUAAUGGAAGCAAUUUUGUUGCGACAGAGCGAGAGCUGAGGGAGGCAGUCGCCCAGCUUGACCAUGCCGACCUCGCAUCGGAGUAUGCAGGCCAAGGGAUUGAGUGGAAAUUCAAUCCGCCUCGUUCUCCUCAUUUCGGCGGCGUGUUCGAACGGAUCGUGCGCUCCAUGAAGCAAGUUCUCCAGACUGUGCUGUACAAGGCUGAUUUAACUGAAGAAGAGCUCCAGACAGUAUUGGUGCAGGCCGAGGCUCUCAUCAACUCGCGGCCAUUGACAACGCUUUCGGAGGAAAGUGAAGACCUGGAGCCGCCUUUGCAUUUCUUGGUUGGCCAUUCGAGAGUUGCAACAGCGUUGGAAGCAACCCCGGAGGGGGGUCUGCAUCGUCGCUGGCAGUUGCUUCAGGAUCUGAUGAAGCGCAUUUGGAAGAGGUGGCUCCGCGAGAUUGUUGCUCUAGCCAAUUUGGAGACGAAGUGGCACCGUGAUAGUGCAUCGGUUACAGUCGGCAAAAUCCUGAUGAUGCUGGACGAAUCGCUCCCAAGGACUCAGUGGCCGCUUGGUCGAGUGGUCGCUACGUAUCCUGGAAAAGACGGGAAGGUGCGCGUAGUGGACGUGAAGGUCAAAGGGAAGGUGUACAAGCGCAGCGUCCACCUCAUGGUGCCCCUAGAUGUGGAACCGUCAGCAGUCAAGGUGACUCUCCCAGCCUCUGCCGAAGUGCGGCUAAGUGAUCUCAAUGAGUGA
Molecule: messenger RNA, 6273 nt
Organism: Sycon ciliatum
Lineage: Eukaryota; Metazoa; Porifera; Calcarea; Leucosolenida; Sycettidae
Exons: 1
Coding region: 1-6273 (2090 amino acids)
Biological process (GO): DNA integration
Molecular function (GO): nucleic acid binding
Source: RefSeq, a predicted model, not a curated record